AUGAUUCCAAUAUAAAAAUUAGCUUCUUUAUUGAUUCGUACAUUCUCAAAACCUCUGUCUAAUUAAAUUAAGAGAUAUGCAUUAAAUAAGCAUAGAUCUAAAAAACCCAGCUUUGUAAAAACAGCCUUUGUGUUCUUAGGGAACAAAUACCAUAAUUUUGAGACUUUUAUUAAUCGAAAAUCUAUUGGAAUUAAAAGUUAAGAAAUGUUUUUUAAACCUUUGAGUGAUGAAGCAGCUUUAAAUAAAGGUAGUAUUUGAUUAAUUUUAGGAUCUGAUUUAUUUGCAGAUAUAUUUGUUUAUGCAUGUAUUUUAGGAAUUCCUUUGUUGGAGUUGUACAAAUCUUAAAGAGAUUCAGCCAAGAAAUCAUAAGAAUAAGACACUGCGCUUUAGAACUAUUAAACUGUAAUUAUAUAGUCAAAAUAGAGUAAAUAGAUAAUCUUAAAUAAUUAAAUGAUCAAUUCUAGAUUGAAUAUAGCAGAAUAGUGGCAGAAAAUUAAUAUAUUUAGCAAUCUCUAAAACAUUUUGAAAAAGAUAUCGAUGAUUAAGUCCAACAUUUAUAAAAACAACUAAAAUCUUGA
Molecule: messenger RNA, 578 nt
Organism: Paramecium pentaurelia
Lineage: Eukaryota; Ciliophora; Oligohymenophorea; Peniculida; Parameciidae
Source: the annotation of a GenBank genome assembly